Molecule: messenger RNA, 368 nt
Organism: Meloidogyne enterolobii
Lineage: Eukaryota; Metazoa; Nematoda; Chromadorea; Rhabditida; Meloidogynidae
Source: the annotation of a GenBank genome assembly
AUGACUUUCUUCUCAACCAAUGUCUUUCUGAUCUUGCUUUCGCACCUUUUCGACUUGCCCUUGUCACUAAAUUUCCUGAACUUAUCUUAUAUUGAUAGUUUGUUUAGCCCUGAUUUGUUACCCUCAUUUAAUUAUCACAAAUACCUAUCCUGUUAAUCCUCCUUAUCUUCAUUAUUCUUUAUUUACACAAAUUCCGACUCUUUUUGUCCCACUUUUCCGGUAUCCCUCUUUUUUCCUUCAAUAAUAUGUAUAACUCUGCUAUCCUUUUUUUUAGAAAAGAUCCCCGCUAUCUUUUCUAUAUUAAUUAUCACUCUAAUACCCAAAUCACAUAUUGAUUUUCUCUUGACUUUCUCUGUUCUCUUUCUCGC